Molecule: messenger RNA, 1014 nt
Organism: Closterium sp. Naga37s-1
Lineage: Eukaryota; Viridiplantae; Streptophyta; Zygnematophyceae; Desmidiales; Closteriaceae
Source: the annotation of a GenBank genome assembly
AUGGAUAUUAGGGAGGAAGCUCGCGUGGUCGUCGAGAAGAGCGCCAUCGCGGACCCUGCCCCUCUCGGACUCACCGCGUUCGCGCUGACGACGUACGUCCUCUCGUGCCACAACGCCGGCUGGGCUUCCGACAUUAUCUGGGUCGGCCUCGCGUUCUAUGGCGGCCUCGCGCAACUGCUGGCCGUCAUGUGGGAGUUUAAGAAGAACAACACCUUUGGCGCCACCGCAUUUUCUACCUACGGCGCCUUCUGGAUGGGCCUGGCCUUCUUCGUUCUCCUCAAGAUUCUCGGUUACACCACUCUGCUUCAAGCCACCGACGUGUCAGAGGCUCUUAGCUGGUUCUUGUCGGGUUUCUUCAUCUUCAACAGCUACAUGACUGUGUGCGCGUUCAUGGCAAACCAUGCCGUGCUGCUCGUCUUCACUCUGCUCGAGAUCACCCUCAUGCUACUCUUCAUCAGGAAUUUCGACCACCAGCAUGCUGGACAGGGGUGGAUCAAGGCUGGUGGCAUCUUUGGCCUCUUUACUGCCAUUGCUGCCUGGUAUGCUUCUGGUGCAGCCUGCUUCAAUGCGAUGGCAGGCAAGACGGUUCUUUAUGUUGUCGCGCUUUCCCCCCGCUGCCCGUCAACACGCGCCUUUCCCCCGCUGCCUGUCGCGUCGCGCCUUCCCCCGCCCCCCGUCGCGUCGCGCUCUCCCCCACUUCCCGUCCCGUCGUGCCCUCCCCCGCUGCUCGUCGCGACGCGCCCUCCCCCCGCUGCCCUACACGCCCGUUCGCGCGCCGUGCCUGCCGCCGCGCCUGCCCGUUCGGCCCGCCGCGGGCCUGCUCGUCCCGCCGCCGCGCCUAUUUGCGCCGCCCGCCGCCGCGCCUACGCGUCAGGCCCGCCGUGGGCCCGCUCGUCCUGCCGCCGCGCCUACCCCUCCUGCCCGCCGUCGCGCCUCCUAGUUAGGCCCGACGUGGGCUCGCUCGUCCCGCCGCCGCGCCUGCCCGCACUGCCCGCUGCGGACCCUCCCUUAUAG